ACAAAUGGACUGAGUGGUCGAAGGAGGAGUGGAUUACGCACACAAGGCUUGUUUUCUUAACUUUCUAUGGACGUUUUUAGGUUUUUCCUGCUUUCGACAGUGGAGUUUAAAAACCCAGAAGCACUCAGUGAGGUCUCCAGCAGAGACUAGCUUCCUCCUGGGAAACGCCCAGAUCGUUGAGUGGCCUGUAGUUUACAGCAAUGAUGGAUUCUGCAAACUGUCUGGCUUCCACAGGGCUGAGGUCAUGCAGAAGAGCAGCACAUGCAGUUUUAUGUACGGAGAGCUGACCGACAAGAAGACCAUCGAUAAAGUCAGACAGACGUUCGACAACUAUGAGUCCAACUGCUUUGAAAUCCUGCUCUACAGAAAGAACAGAAGCCCAGUGUGGUUCUACAUGCAAGUGGCUCCCAUCAGAAACGAGAAUGACAAGGUGGUCCUGUUCCUCUGCACUUUCAAGGACAUCACGCUCUUCAAGCAGCCCAUCGAAGACGAAACCACGAAAGGAUGGACCAAGUUUGCACGGCUAACACGGGCGCUCACCAACAACCGCAACACGCUGCAGCAGCUGGCACCCAUCGGCAAACAUGAAGUCAGCCAUAAACAGUCCAGACUGGCAGAGCUAAAGUCAGCCAGGUCUGGACAGUCUGAUCCUCGGCACCACAGCAAUAAAGCGGCUACAGUCCUGCAGCUGAAUUCUGACAUCCUCCCUCAGUACAAGCAGGAAGCCCCCAAAACCCCUCCCCACAUAAUCCUUCACUACUGCACCUUCAAGACCACAUGGGACUGGGUGAUCCUCAUCCUCACCUUCUACACGGCCAUCAUGGUGCCCUACAACGUCUCCUUCAAGACCAAGCAGAACAACAUUGUGUGGCUGGUGCUGGACAGCGUAGUGGACGUCAUCUUCCUGGUGGACAUCGUCCUCAAUUUCCACACCACUUUCGUAGGGCCCGGCGGUGAGGUCAUCUCAGACCCCAAACUCAUCCGCAUGAACUACCUAAAGACCUGGUUCGUCAUCGACCUCCUAUCCUGUCUGCCCUAUGACAUCAUCAACGCCUUUGAGAACGUGGAUGAGGGCAUCAGCAGUCUGUUCAGCUCUCUGAAGGUGGUCCGCCUGCUGCGUCUGGGCCGGGUGGCCCGGAAACUGGACCACUACCUGGAGUACGGAGCAGCUGUUCUGGUGCUGCUGGUCUGCGUGUUCGGACUGGUGGCUCAUUGGCUCGCCUGUAUCUGGUACAGCAUUGGAGAUUACGAGGUCAUCGACGAAGCGACCAACACUAUAAAAAUGGACAGUUGGCUCUACCAGCUGGCUAACAGCAUCGGAUCACCUUACCGCUACAACGCCAGCGGAUCUGGCCAAUGGGAGGGCGGCCCAGGAAAGGACUCUCUGUACAUCACCUCUCUGUAUUUCACCAUGACCAGCCUGACUACCAUCGGCUUUGGGAACAUCGCACCCACAACAGACGGGGAGAAAAUCUUCUCAGUGGCGAUGAUGAUGGUGGGAUCUCUGCUCUAUGCCACCAUCUUUGGAAACGUCACCACCAUAUUCCAGCAGAUGUACGCCAACACCAACCGCUACCACGAGAUGCUCAACAACGUCAGGGACUUCCUGAAGCUCUACCAGGUCCCUAAGGGGCUAAGCGAGCGCGUCAUGGACUACAUCGUCUCCACCUGGUCCAUGUCUAAAGGCAUCGACACGGAGAAGGUCUUAUCCAUCUGUCCCAAGGACAUGAGGGCUGACAUCUGUGUCCACCUCAACAGAAAGGUGUUCAAUGAACAUCCAGCGUUCCGGUUGGCGAGCGACGGCUGCCUUCGCUCGCUCGCCGUGGAGUUCCAGACAACCCACUGCGCUCCCGGAGACCUGAUUUUCCACGCUGGAGAGAGUGUCGACACCCUGUGUUUUGUCGUGUCGGGGUCACUGGAGGUCAUCCAGGAUGAUGAGGUCAUCGCUAUUUUAGGUAAAGGUGACGUGUUCGGGGACGUCUUCUGGAAGGAAACCACCCUUGCUCACGCGACCGCUAACGUCAGAGCGCUAACGUACUGCGACCUCCAUGUCAUCAAAAGGGAAGCUCUGCUUAAAGUGUUGGAGUUUUACACGGCCUUCGCCAACUCCUUUUCACGCAACCUCAUCCUCACCUGCAACCUUCGUAAACGGAUAAUUUUCCGCAAGAUCAGUGAGGUGAAGAAGGAGGAGGAGGAGAGGCAGCGGGCGAAGAACGAGGUGCAGCUUACCAUCCCACAGGACCAUCCGGUCAGGAAGCUUUUCCAGAAGUUUAAGCAGCAGAAGGAGCUUCGCAACCAGGGGGCUGCCUCGGCCUCGCAGGUAGACCUGGAGAAGAACCAACUGCAGGUGGAGCAGCACCACCACCAGCAUCUGCACCCCCACAACCUGCAGCUGGGCCACUCCAGCCUGCAGCACUCCCUGCCGCUCAGCCUGCAACGGCCCCACUGCUCCCUGCAGAACGGGGCCCCACCUAGCAGCAGCGUGCUAACCGUGUCUCAGGUCACGCCCAUGCAGUGCUCACUGGCAUACAGCCAACCGAGUGAGCCCCCCGCCAAGCAGAACAACUGUGACAUCAUGGAGCUGCAGCCCAGUGCUGCUGGAGGGACUGAAGAGCAGACUGUCAGGCUCAAAGUCAGCACCAGCCCCGCACUGGCGAAGCCAGCUGUCAAGGCCAGCGGCUGGAUGCGCCUGAAAAACAACAUGGCUCCAGUGGAGGCCAAGAAGGAGGGGCUGAACAACGUCAAGGCUGUUUCUGUGGAGAUGCUCUCCCAAGACGGGAAAGGUCAGGAAGCAGGAGGGGGUGGGGAUGUGGAGGAGGGCGGGGUGUCAAGUAAUAACCCCCUGCGUAAGACGGACUCCUGUGACAGCGGCAUCACCAAGAGUGAGCUGCGGAUUGAUCGGGCAGGGGAGGCUAGGACCCCUGCUGCUGUCACCCCCCUCCUGCACAGCCCUCUCCCAGGAGGAGCGGGGUCCCCUCACCCAUUCUGCCCCAUCCCAGAGCAGGCCCUUCAGGCGGCGCUGCACGAAACUCGGCUCGAGCUCCGUGGGGACAUCCAGAGUCUGGGGGGCCGCCUGGGCGCCCUGGAGAGUCAGGUAGCUGAAAUUAUCAAACUGCUGUCAGAAAAAAAGCGGCCGAGCACGCUGGCGCCGACGGCCUCCAUCACACCAAAAACCAAAAUACAACGUCAGGACAUCUUCACCGUUUCCAGGCCUGUUUCUCCAGACUCGGAGAAGGACGACGGGCUCUGAAGGAAGCUUAACCAGUGGUGUGGAGAGAGUACUGGGAAUACAGUGAUCACGUGGCACCUUGUUCCACUACGAUCACAUUUAUCAGAUCAAGGAUCACUCAGUUUUUGGGCCUCCAGCUCCAUCAGAUCCACUUACACCACUGGUGAUGCUAACAAACUGUCUUCUCUAACAUUUGCACACAGACUUUUAUCUCCAGGUCACGUUGGAGCCCAGACUCCACAGAGACCUGGACCUGAUUUUUCUGAUUGUACAUACCUCUCUAUGCAUGUCCAGCUGGAUUCUGGCCUGCCAAAGAAACAACUUAACAUACUUAUUGCCUGUAUAUUAUGCAGUUGACUGCAUGCAAAUGGAAUUUAAAGACAUUUUAUUGAGCUACACUGUA
Cheilinus undulatus (humphead wrasse) is the source of this 3632-nucleotide messenger RNA. It is a transcript of the gene kcnh5b, whose product is annotated as potassium voltage-gated channel, subfamily H (eag-related), member 5b. The transcript has 14 exons. Gene Ontology annotation, cellular component: membrane. Lineage: Eukaryota; Metazoa; Chordata; Actinopteri; Labriformes; Labridae. Bases 245 to 3250 code for a protein of 1001 amino acids. The record is from RefSeq and is a predicted model, not a curated record. Gene Ontology annotation, biological process: regulation of membrane potential; potassium ion transmembrane transport. Gene Ontology annotation, molecular function: voltage-gated potassium channel activity.